GUGUGUUUUCAUUGGCCGUUUGUUUAAUUUAUUUUUAUUAUAAAAUUAUUUUACAUUAUUAUUAGUUAAUUAAUUGUGAUUUAAGUGCUAUUCCCUUGUUGAUUAUUUUCCAGAAAAUUGUGAUAUCUAACCAUGUUAAAUGUUAUUGUUUGUUUAAAUUUGUCAAAACAACCAAAUAUUCAUCAAUCGGUACAAACCUAAACCUUCAUGUGAUGGUUUCUCAAGAUGUAAUUGUUCUCAGCUUAAACUUAAUAUUACACCAUUAGUAAAUUUACAACAUACACACAACCAUUUACUCUUCCACUAUAUACGCACGCAAUCUCACCAACUUAAUUUCCUCUUUUUUUUCUCUGUUCUUUUUUGUUUUGUUUCGCUUGGUGAAUGAAAAAAACACAAGACACCUUUUCCCUUUUACCUUAUCCAAGUCAAUGUGGACCAGCUUUUACCUAACUUGCAUCUCAACUUUAAUCAUCUUUGAUGCUUAUGCAAAUCAGUGCUAGAUAUUUUGCUUUACCAUUGGAUCCUUUUAUCUACAAAGAUUUUCACGUUUAUUCUGAUACCUUUAAUUAUUCCUCAUGUCCUUGAUGACCAACACCUGAAUCACUAACAUCACAUUCAACAUCUAUCUAUUCCACUUUCUUCUCAAUGAGUUAUUAAGAUCUCGAAGGUCAAAAAUUGUUUUUGUUUUUUAUUUUUAAUUUGAUAUAUAUAUAUUUAUACAUAAUGAAUACACUUGAAGUCUUUCGACUAAUAUUACUAACUCAAGGAAGUUGAGUUUUGUACGUCCACUAGCAGAUGAAAAAUCAACCUUCUCACUUUUUUGCUUCACUUUUUACCAUUAUUGUUAGUUUCUUUGAUAUCUUCAACAUUGAACAUCAAGAAAACAAAAGCUCUAUCCAAUUGUUAAUACUCUAAUUGACAAUCGUUCCGCUUUUUUAAACUCUACAAAUUAUCAUCCGUAUUUCAUCUCUCUGUUUUUCCUCGCCAUUUUGAAACAAAAAUCUUCAUUCCAAUACAAAACCAUCAUCAUACAAUCAGCAUCAUCAGUUCCACCACCACUAUUAACUUGACUACUGCAACCUCAUCAACAUUAUCAUCAUCAAUACUAUCAGUGAUCGUGGUUAUCAUUGGAUGACACAUUGACUGAAAAUUUCAUUUUUGUUUUUGUUUUUUUAAAGCAAACAUGGCAACAGAUAAAGUUAAAGUUGCUAUUCGUGUGAGGCCUUUCAAUCGACGAGAAAUAGAACUUGGUACUAAAUGUGUUAUUGAAGUUAAAGACGAACAAAUUGUUCUAUUCAAUCCAAAUGAUUUAUCCAAAGAUGGUUCAAUUAAUCGUCGUGGACAAAAAGUUUUUGCCUUUGACAACUGUUUCUGGUCUUUUAACGAGAAAGAUUCACAUUUUGCUAACCAGGAAAAAGUCUUCAAUCAGUUAGGCUCAGAUGUGUUACAAAGUGCUUUUGAAGGAUACAAUGCGUGUAUCUUUGCCUAUGGACAAACUGGAUCUGGUAAAUCGUAUACUAUGAUGGGUUCAUCUGAUUCCAAAGGUCUUAUACCAAGAUUAUGUGAUAGUAUAUUUGAAACCAUUGCAAGCAACCAAGAUCCCAAUAAAAGUUUCAAAGUGGAAGUCUCUUAUAUGGAAAUAUACAAUGAAAAAGUUCAUGAUUUACUGGAUCCAAGAGGUGUGAAACAAAACUUACGUGUACGCGAGCACAAUAUUUUGGGUCCUUAUGUCGAUGGAUUGUCAACUCUAGCCGUUUCUUCAUACGAAGAAAUUGACAAUUUAAUGAUUGAAGGUAACAAAUCUCGUACCGUUGCUGCAACCAAAAUGAACUCAGAAUCUAGUAGAUCUCAUGCAGUUUUCACAAUAACUCUCACAUGUACAAUAUAUGACCCUUCCUCCAGUGUUUUUGGUGAAAAAGUUUCCAAAAUGAGUCUCGUUGAUUUAGCUGGUUCGGAAAGAGCUGUUAAAACUGGAGCAGUUGGCGAGAGAUUGAAAGAAGGUUCAAAUAUUAAUAAAUCUCUGACUACCUUGGGUCUAGUUAUUUCAAAAUUAGCUGAUCAAGCAUCGGGUAAAUCUAAAGGUGACCAGUUUAUACCUUACCGAGAUUCUGUUUUAACCUGGUUAUUGAAGGAUAAUUUAGGUGGUAAUUCAAAGACAGUCAUGGUUGCUACUGUUAGCCCAGCUGCUGAUAACUAUGAAGAAACUCUUUCUACUCUUCGCUAUGCUGAUAGAGCAAAGAGGAUUGUUAACCAUGCAGUUGUCAACGAAGAUCCAAAUGCUCGUAUGAUACGAGAAUUGAAAGAGGAAAAUGAACAAUUGAAAGAAAUGUUGAAACAAUCAGGUCAAACAGAAGAUUUGAGAGAACGUUUAGCUGAAUCAGAGAAACUAAUUAAAGAAAUGACACAAACUUGGGAAGAAAAGCUUCGACGAACAGAAGCAAUUCAUCAAGAGAGACAACAAGCAUUGGAAAAAAUGGGUAUUUCUGUUAAAUCAUCUGGAAUCAAGGUUGAAACUGAUAAAUUUUAUUUGGUUAAUCUAAAUGCGGAUCCCUCAUUGAAUGAAUUGUUAGUUUACUACCUAAAAAAUCGUACCUUGGUUGGUCGUGCUGAUGCUGCCUCGGAACAGGAUAUUCAAUUAUCCGGUAUCGGUAUUAUGCCGGAACAUUGUGUUAUUGAGAUUGAUGACGAGACUCAAGAGUUAUCUAUAACUCCAUUAGAAGGUGCAAGGACUUUUGUCAAUGGAAUACAAAUAGAAGAAAGAACUCGAUUACAUCAUGGUGAUAGGUUAUUGUGGGGAAACAAUCAUUUCUUCCGAGUAGCUUGUCCCAAAAGCAGCAGCAACAACCGUUCCAGUCCAAGCAACGGAAAUAAUGCUAGUAAUGGUGGUGGUGACUAUAACUUACCACCACAAGAACGACCAAUAGAUUAUGAAUUUGCUCGUGAAGAGUUAAUGAUGAAAGCAUUGAGCAAUGAUCCUAUUCAAGAUGCAAUGAAAUCUUUGGAACGUCAACGGGAAGAAGAUAAAAAUCGUGCCUUGGAAAAACAAAGAGAAAUGUACGAACGGCAAUUACAAAUUCUUCGAAGUCAAAUGUCACCCACCUCAUCCCCUUAUGGACAUGGGCAUUUGCAAAAAAGUGGUUUUUACGAUCCAUUAACCAUGACAUGGAAUCGAUCACCUUUAUCAAGCCCUAAUGUCAGUGCUCGCAUCGAUCGAUGGUCUGCUGAUGCUCGUGAUGAAAUUUUCAAGAGAAGUUUAACCAAACUGAAGGAAGAUAUUGUUAAAGCUAACUCUCUUGUUAUGGAGGCAAACUUUUUAGCCCAAGAAAUGUCACGAAACACUGAAUUCAAGGUUACCCUUCAAAUACCAGCAGCUAACCUGAGUCCUAAUCGUAAAAAAGGGGCAUUUGUCAGUGAACCAGCAAUUUUAGUGAAAAGAAAAAACAAAGCUCCUCAAGUAUGGUCAAUGGAAAAAUUAGAAAAUAAAUUAAUUGACAUGAAGGAUCUCUAUGAAGAAUGGAAGGAGAAAAACGCUUCAGUGGAUGAUGAUGUAUCCAGUACUUCAUCAAGUAACAUUUCACUCAUAAUUGAUCCAUUUUACGAGUCAACAGAAAAGCAUCACUUAAUUGGUGUGGCAAACAUCUUCCUUGAAGUGCUCUUUCAUGAUGUUACCUUGGACUAUCAAGUUCCCAUCAUCAGUCAACAGGGAGAAGUUGCUGGCCGAUUGCACAUCGAGGUUAGCCGUAUUUCAGGCUCUAUUAGUGAAAGAUUUGCUGACGCAUCGUCCGAAGUGAGCUCUGAACCAGGUUCUACUAGUGAAAAGGAUGUUAAUUCCAAUAACACGAUUACCAUUAAGGUUGCCAUUAAAGCAGCUCGAGGAAUACCUUUAACUCUUUCCAAUUACGUUUUCUGUCAAUACACUUUUUGGGAUUAUCCAGAUGCAAUUGUGGUUCCUACCGUUGACUCAAAUGAAUCCAAUCUUCCUAAAUUUGUUCAUGAAGGAACAACAUUUAAAUUUGCUCACGAAAAAGAGUUUACCGUCCAAGUUACAGAAGAAUUUCUUGAAUAUUGUUCUGAAGGUGCCUUAUCAAUUGAAGUUUGGGGACACAGAAGUUCCGGUUUCAGUUCAUUCCGAUCUGAUUGGGAUAUUGCCACUGCUCAACAAGUUGUGUCUAGAUCUCUAGCUGAUCGAUGGGCUGAAUUGAAGAGAAAGAUUGAACUGUGGGUUGAGAUUCACGAGUUAAAUGAAAAAGGUGAAUAUAGUCCAGUUGAAGUAGUUCCUCAAGAUGACAUUUACACUGGCGGUGUUUACCAGUUGCGCCAAGGACAACAGAGACGAAUUGUUGUCAAAGUAAUUCCUGCUCAAGAUUCAGGCUCUUUACCAGUCAUCUGUGAAGCAAUCACUGCGAUUCAAAUUGGCUGUGUAUGUCAUCGAUAUAGAGUGCAAACAUCUUUAGAUUCCUAUCAAGAGGUUGACCUAGCUGUGCUUAAAUUGAAAUGGUCUGAUGCUCUUUGUAAGCGUAAAGAGUAUCUUAAUAAACACAUGAAAGAAUUAGUUAAUAAAGCAAAUAAAAAUGAAGAAGAACGUGAGAGGGAAAAAAAUUUGGUCGGUCAAUGGAUUAGCUUAACAGAGGAAAGGAAAGCAGCCAAUGAUCCACCCGCUGGUUCAGAGAUUCCAGGUGCUCCCCCAACAUGGGAACCACUUCCAGGAAUGGAAAGACAUAUACCUGUGAUAUUCCUUGAUUUAAAUACAGAUGAAAUGAGUAGUAGUUUAAUGUCCAAUUUAGGUGAAUCUUCAGUUCUUGUCGCUGGAGUCAACUCAACGAUACCCAAAGAACAUAGUGACUUAUUUGUUGACUUACGAAUAACCAAAUUUUCCGAAGAAGUUUGCUCAGCCACCGCCGUUUGGGAUUCAUCCGUCCACGAUUCACCAGCCCUUAAUCGACCAACCAGUGCAAAUGAUCGAGUUUACCUUAUUCUUAAAGUUUCCGUCCGACUAAGUCAUCCAGCUUUAAUGGACUUAGUAUUAAGAAAAAGACUCGCCAUAAAUGUUUAUAAACAACAAUCACUGACUGAGCGAAUCAAGAAAAGCUUAAAACGCUAUGAUAAUCUUACCGCUACUGGUGUUACUUAUGAAAUUGUUUCCAACAUUCCAAAAGCUUUCGAAGACAUUGAAGACAGAGAAUCAUUGGCCUUAAUGGCUGCAUCCUGUGAUAAUAAUAAUUCUUGUGAUGGAGAAAGUUACAUUGAAAAAUAUACCCGAAGUGUUUCCGCAGUGGAAAGUAUACUUGCUUUAGAUCGUUUAAGACAAGAAGUUGCAAUUAAAGAAUUAUUAGCAGCCAAGGGAAGCUACCGUGAAGCUCUUCUUCGUAAAACAUUAAGUGUUCCCAAUAUGGGUGUUUUAAGCCUGUCAGAAAGGACUUUUGACCGAGAGACAUUGCCACCGUUAUUUUAAAGAUACAGUAACUUCAUGCACCGAUGAUAAUUUAUCUUCUUAUCAUUGUCAUCAUGGUUACCAUCCUUAUUCUCCUCAUCAUCCUCGCCAUCGUCACACAAAUUUGAUUUUAUUUUCUUCCUGUAAUUUUCUCCUUUUAUCUACUAUCUCUCUCUCUCUUCCUUUUUUCCUGUAUUUUUCUUCCCUUCUCCUUCUCUCAUCCAUUGAUUUUCAUUUUUCGAAUAUCAUUUUCAUUGUUUAAAAAAUUAUCUUUUGUCAAAUCAAAUGUUAAUUACAACUCAACGACAAUUUUUACACUCGUUAUGUACAAACAAAGUAACACGAGAGGGAAGCUUUUCUGUAACGUCAAUAAUAAUUUGUAUUUUACUUUAUCCCUGCUUUUUUUGGAUAAAUAAUACAACUUGUUAACUCCAAUGAAUCUGAAUGAAAAGGAUCCAUUGACAAUUUAGCUGUAAAAUCAAACAUCAUUUGUAUGUUUACUGUUAUUUACCUUUUAUCAUCCAAAUUGAUUCCAAAAACCUUGACAUUACACUUCUUCUCUCGACACUAUUGGGAUGAUAAAGCCUGUUGAUCUAGCAAUUACUCUGUGAACGCUUAACAAGAGCAAACAAUGCUCAUUGUACAAUUUAAACAUGGAAGGACGAGACUACAAUAUAAGAAACAUGCUGCAACAUAAAGAGAUAGACUCUUGGCUCCAAUCAAACAAAAUCAACUGUUGAUUCCACAACUUGAACGAUAAAAAAAAUCAAAAGUGUUCAUUUGCCCGAAAAUAACAAGAUGGAACAAAUUUAUCAACGAUUAAUUGUAUAAUUUGCGAAUUAAUAUUGAUUAUGACAUAAAUGUAUAUAAAAGAACCAAAUAGACUGAUUAUUGUU
Molecule: messenger RNA, 6327 nt
Organism: Tetranychus urticae (two-spotted spider mite)
Lineage: Eukaryota; Metazoa; Arthropoda; Arachnida; Trombidiformes; Tetranychidae
Gene: Khc-73
Product: Kinesin heavy chain 73
Biological process (GO): microtubule-based movement
Molecular function (GO): microtubule motor activity; ATP binding; microtubule binding
Source: RefSeq, a predicted model, not a curated record